AUGACGCCCGCUCCGACUGCGUCGACAGCAGAUGGAAGAGAGCACACCAACGAUGCACCGCCUCGUGCGUCAACAUCCACAUUCGCACCCGCAUCCGCAUCGGGCUCAUCUUCCGCCCUCCCAGCACAUCCCACGCUUGCACCCCCUCUCCCAGGUAUCAUACCACCCGGUACUCGCUUUACGCAAUCCUUGCACGAACAUUUGAUCUACUUGGACAGGCAGAGCAAUACGUGGAGGUGCGAAGCGGGCGAGGAGAAUGCUAGGCAAGGAAUACUCGAGCUGGAAUGGAGGAGCGCUACGGUACUCCCCUCCGCGGGCUCCUCCUCCUCCUCCUCUGUUUCCGCAUCCGAAAGGCAAGAGGAACAGAGCGAUGAGUUGUCGACAACGAGUCGCAGAGAGGGUCACGGGAGAUGGGUGCCUGUACUGGAUGAGGAGGUGCUGAGGCAACAACAAGCGGCGUAUGGAGUUGCGGGCGUCGAUGAGGAGGUGAGCGGCUGGGCUGGGCUGGGCCGUUCAAGGUCUAGCCCUGGCGAGAUGGGAAGAAAGUAAUGCUCAGCUUACAGUCUCUUGGGCAUCAUCCUACGCUAUGCUAUUCGCAGACGCCAGCUGCACCCAUCGCGCGACGCUUGGCGAAACGCGGUGCCAAUGCGGAUCAAGGCGAUGCAGCCGAUGGAGAAUCGUCGCGAGUUGGCAAAGCUCGCAAGGUAGGGGAAGCGAAAGGGAAAGGGAAAGCGCAAGCGAAGGCGCCGCGCGCAGUGACCGCCGUGUACGUCACGGGUCUACCUCUCGACACGAGCGUUUCGGAGAUUGCUCAAGUGUUUGGCAGGUACGGCGUGCUUUCGGAGGACAAUGAAGGGAAUGCGAGGAUCAAACUGUACACUACGGAUCAAGGCGCACAAAAGGGCGAAGCGCUGGUCAGCUAUUUCAAAGCCGAGAGCGUAGAGUUGGCCAUUCGGGUGCUGGACGAGAGCUGUCUUCGUGCAGCGCAAGGAAAGACGAGCCCAGUGAUGAGCGUGCAAAAGGCAGAAUUUGGUAAUGCGGAGGUGAGCGGAACAGCAGGGGAGGCAGGUGUUGCUGCCGCUGCUGCUGCUGCUGCUGCUGCUGCGAAGGAAGAAGCCUCAACAGACAAGCCUGCCAAGAAGCCUGUGCGGUCCGAAGCGGAGAAGAAGCAAGCGGCGAAACGAUACGCCAAACUCAAUGGGUGAGUAGUGGUGGGCUAGGGUUGCACACGGUAGCGGGACUGUGCGACGACUUGCUGAUGCAAGCCGACGAUUUCUUGCCGACUCUUUCUGCUCCCUCGACACUGAAAUCCCCAGCAAACUCACGGAUUGGGAUUCUGAUGAGGACGAUUUUGGACCAAAAGGAGCUCAAGAAAGGCCAAGCGGUGCAAGUUCAUCAACUCAAAGUCGCAUCGUCAUUCUCUUGCGCAUGUUUACGCUGGCCGAGUUGGACGAGGAUCCGACGUUGCUGUUGGAUCUGAAGGAAGAUGUUAGGGAAGAGUGCGAGACGAUCGGCAAGGUCACCAAUUGCGUGCUGUACGAUGUGAGUGAGGCAGAAGGGUGCAUGAGGCUUGCAAAUAUAGCCCUAGAUUCCCGUCGCACCGUGCUUACUUUCUUCACUUGCUGCUGCCCUCGCAGAAAGAGCCUGAAGGCAUCAUGAGCGUCAAAUUUGCGACGCCAGCAGCCGCGGUAGCAUGCGUACAGGUGUGUAUAACCCAAAAAGGGGGACUUUAACGAGGCCCGCUGCAAAAUCUGCCUCGCUCACACAUGCAACCCCUCGACACCCCUUUCUACACGGGCGGGCAGAAGAUGGACGGCCGAUUCUUUAGCGGUCGCACAGUCAUUGCCUACUUGGCCGAUUCCAAGCCUAAAUUCCGCAGAUCGGGAGUUGGAGAGGGUAGCGAUGAGGAGGAGGAGGAGGAGGGAAGACGUGCGGAUGCGUUUGGAGAGUGGUUGGAUCAGGGAGGUGGAUGA
Molecule: messenger RNA, 1973 nt
Organism: Ceraceosorus bombacis
Lineage: Eukaryota; Fungi; Basidiomycota; Exobasidiomycetes; Ceraceosorales; Ceraceosoraceae
Source: the annotation of a GenBank genome assembly